GAGGUGGUAGCAGGACAGGCGAUACUGACGACUGGAGGGAGCUGGUCGCACAACGGCAUCCUGCUCAAGGUGGAAGGCAUAGUCAACCUGCAUCUAAGCGCCAAUGCCGUCGGUCUGUUCGAGGCGUUCUCCAGCACCAUCAAGCCCUUGCAGCUCAUGGCGCUCAGCAAGGAGGUGCAGCCGGCGGGGAAGCUGGCGGAAGGGAAGAUCGCCAUCCCCUUCGAGUUCAAGUUGCAGCAGACGGGGACGCGGCCGCUGCUCGAUACCUACCAUGGCGUCUACAUUUCCGUGCAGUACAACCUGACGGUCGAGAUGCUCAAGAGCGGCAUGUUCGGGCAGAACCUGAUGGAGACAACCGAGUUCAUCGUCGAAGAGAACAUGCCGAGCAAGAGCCCGAAAGAGUUCACAAUGUCAUCUGAGAACAUCAAGAAGUCGCGGGGUACGAGGGAGCAAGGACACACGUUCAACAUCCGUUGCCGUCUUGACAGCACAACCAUGCCGGUCACGCAGCCAUUGAGCGGGAAGAUCAUGGUGGAGGAGACGAACCGUCCUGUCAAGAGCAUCAACCUCCAGCUCAUCCGCGUUGAGACGAUCAACGGUUGCGAAGGGAGCAUGAAGGAAGCUUCGGAAGUUCAGAACGUUCAGUUAGGCGUCGGCAAUGUGAAGACUGGGGUUGACAUCCCCGUACAUGUGAUACUUCCUCGCUUGUUCACCUCUCCGACAAUCCAUCAGACCUCUUUCCAGCUUGACUUCGAGGCGAAUGUUGUCGUCGAGUUUGAGAACGACUUCUCAGUGAUAGAGAACGUUCCUCUCACCUUCUACAGGCUCUGA
Messenger RNA from Guillardia theta CCMP2712, 831 nucleotides. RefSeq names its product down syndrome critical region protein 3 (gene DSCR3). The annotation marks the transcript as partial. Gene Ontology annotation, biological process: intracellular protein transport. Lineage: Eukaryota; Cryptophyceae; Pyrenomonadales; Geminigeraceae. The record is from RefSeq and is a predicted model, not a curated record. The transcript has 9 exons. Gene Ontology annotation, cellular component: endosome.